Molecule: messenger RNA, 1057 nt
Organism: Loa loa (African eye worm)
Lineage: Eukaryota; Metazoa; Nematoda; Chromadorea; Rhabditida; Onchocercidae
Exons: 3
Coding region: 305-823 (172 amino acids)
Biological process (GO): G protein-coupled receptor signaling pathway
Cellular component (GO): neuron projection
Source: RefSeq, a predicted model, not a curated record
CAAUUUCCAGGCCUAGCCCGAGGUGAUAUUGUUACAAGGCACAUACACCCAUGCAUAUGCUGCAUGAUGAUGAGGAUGGACAGAUGCAGAGGUCACACGAGGAGUGAUAUGAGGAGGUAAGUCACCUGGAACAAUUGCUUUCAGGAUUUCGCUGAGGAAGGAUGAUGCUAUUGCUGAUGCUACUGCCAAGAUACUCGAAUGCUUUCUUUGACGAUCGAUAAGCUCAAUGAUUCGCAAACAUCAGCACAGCAGCAGCAGCAGCCGCAGUAGUGGCAGCAGUGCCAGCUAUUGCUUGGGACAUUGAAUGGGCUCCAAGCUGCGGCAACAUUCUCUUUCAAGUGUGAGGAAGCUGCAAGAGUUAGUACAUGACUCUAAUGUACAACUGGCGCAGUUUCGAAAUGUAGUCCAGUGCAUUGGGACUGGCCAAGAUGGAUUUCAACUUCGCAAUGAUGUUGACUUGUUUGGUCGAGCAUGCAUUAGAGCCUGUGAAGCCGCCAAAAGUUGCAUUCUGCCUCAGCUUCGUCAUGAAAGUGUUGAAUUUACGCGGCAUGCAUCGCAGUUUAUUGGUUGUGUAAAUGCAUGCGUGGUUGAAAUGCGACGCUGCGCUGCGCUUGAGCGUACGUUUCCGAACGGUGAGCCAUGCAUCACUCAGCAACAAAUCGAACACAUGGAAGAAAUGUUGGAAACGUUAGAAAAUUUAAUCACUGUACAUUAUUCAACCAGUGAAUCAUCCCCUGCUGAACGUGUCACGCCAAGACGACGACGCGCUACCAACUGUCGACCCGCCUGUGUGUGCUCAAAAUUGAAAACCAGCUAUGCAUAGUAGUAGUUUUCUGUUUACUUGUAAUUUAUCUUACACUGAGAGAUAUAAAACUUGUUGGAUACUUCACCUUUGACUUAGACCUGCGAUGAAGAAAAGAAUGAAUUUUCCAAAAUGUAAAUCUUUUUAUAGUGUUAGGAUAUAUAUUUUAUAGUGUUAGGAUGUAUGUAAAGCAAAGUGAAAAGAAGGAGGUCGCUGUUAAGAGUAGUGGUACGCAAAUUAAGAAGCUAUAAUGAC